AUGGCCGAAGCUGUUGUUUCAGUAGUGCUCGAAGGGCUCAGCAAGCUUAUCAUUCAGGAAUUGAAAUCCUUGGUUGGAGUGGGUGGUGAGGUUCAGAGUGCACAAACCCAGGUACAAAUCAUGCAAGGCUACUUGAAAGAUGCAGACGCAAGACAGGGACGCAAUGAAGUAAUACGCAUUUGGGUGGCAAGUGUCAGAGAUGCCGCUUAUGAUCUUGACGAUAUCAUCGAAACUUUUGUCUUAAAAGUCGCUUCCAAGAGGAAAGCAAGUGUUUUGACAAGGUUUACUGGCCUUUUCAUAAGAGGAGUUAAUCUUCAUCAGAUUGGCUCAGACAUUGAGAAAAUUACAACCAAAAUUUCACUGUUGAGUUUGAUUAUGCCAAGUUUUAAACUAGAUCAAACAAGGGAGAGUGGAGGUGACACUUUUUUUCAGAGGCAACAGGAACGGAGGAUAGCUUAUCCUCAUAUUGUCGACCCUCAUGUGGUUGGGUUAGCCCCUGGAACAGAGACAUUGGCUAAGCUUUUGAUCGAGAAAGAAUGCCCCCGAGCUGUUUCUAUUUGGGGGAUGGGCGGGUUGGGUAAAACCACUCUUGCAAAGUUAAGCGUCAUUUCGAUUGUUUUGCUUGGACAAGAAAUUGCAAAACUGAAGAUUGAUCAAAUAGCAGAGAGGCUUUGGAAUACGCAAAGAGAAAGGAAAUGUUUGGUGGUGCUGGAUGACAUUUGGACCAGUGAUGCGUGGAGCUCUUUGCAAGCUGGAUUUCCAAUGAAUGAGGAAACUGGGAGCCGAAUUUUACUCACUACUCGCAACAAAGAAGUUGCUUCGUAUGCGGACAAAAAUGGUUUCCUCUUCGAACCACAGUCGUUGAAUGAUGAUGAAAGUGUUGAAAUUGGCUCAAAUUGCACCCACGUGUGUUGA
This is a messenger RNA of Prunus avium (sweet cherry), 915 nucleotides long. The record is from RefSeq and is a predicted model, not a curated record. Lineage: Eukaryota; Viridiplantae; Streptophyta; Magnoliopsida; Rosales; Rosaceae.